UUCCUGCUUGUCCAAACCAAUGAAGCUUCACAACCCCAAUUUUCCUGCAUCAUGCUCUACACAUGUUCAUAUGAUUCUACUCUUUACUAUAACCCUUCUAUGCUUGCAACCUGCCACUAUUUUUGCCACUCCAACAAAUGAGACUGAUCAUUUGGUCUUGCUUAAAUUUAAAGAAUCCAUUGCUGAUGACCCAUAUGGAAUCUUGAGCUCAUGGAAUGAUUCUAUCCAUUUUUGUAACUGGUAUGGAGUAACAUGUGGCCGCCGUCAUGGAAGAGUCACAACCUUGGUACUAGAAGGUCAUAACUUGCGCGGAACCAUUACACCUUACAUUGGAAACCUCACAUUUCUCAGGGCCAUCAACCUCCAAAACAACAGCUUUUAUGGUGAUAUUCCAAAGGAAGCUCGUCAUUUGUUCCGACUGCGACAUCUCUAUCUUUCAAGUAACACACUGGGAGGAGAAAUUCCAACCAGCUUGACCAACUGCUCCGAACUCAGGGUAAUGGUCUUAGAAUCGAACAAACUUAUUGGGAAAAUCCCAAUGGAGCUUGGCUCUAUGACUAAGCUUUUGACUCUUAUGGUUUCAACAAACACGUUGACAGGAGGAAUCCCACCUUCCUUGGGAAAUCUUUCGUUGCUCGUAAAAUUUUCAGUAGAAUAUAAUAACUUAGAGGGAAAUAUUCCAGAGAGUAUAGGCCAUUUGAAAAGCUUAUCAGUCUUCAGAGUUGGAGUCAAUAAACUGAACGGUAUGGUCCCUUCCUCUCUCUACAAUUUAUCAUCUAUUAGUACUAUACACUUUGUCUUCAACCAACUCAAUGGCGCUCUUCCAGCAAACAUAGGCCUCACUCUCCAUAAUCUCAAACUAUUUGGAAUUGGUGAGAAUGAAUUCUUUGGGCCAAUCCCUGAUUCUUUAUGCAAUGCAUCUAAGCUUCAAAUACUUGACGUAGGUGGAAACAACUUUGUGGGACCAGUUCCAACUAAUCUGGGAUAUCUACUAGAUCUUGAACACCUACGUCUAAGUUAUAAUAAUUUAGGAAGGGAUUUGGACUUCUUAGCGUCUUUAGGAAACUGUAGCAAAAUGGAAUCGCUGACAUUUCAAGGUAACCAAUUUGAAGGUGUUUUGCCCAAUUCUAUUGGCAACUUGUCAACACAACUUAAUAGAUUGCAAUUUGGAGGCAACCAAAUAUCUGGAAUGAUUCCUGCAGUGUUACAGAAUCUUAUCAACUUAAUUAAUUUGUCCAUGGAUGAGAAUCUUUUCAUAGGUGUGAUACCUACUUAUUUUGGAAAGUUUCAGAAGAUGCAAGGAUUAUAUUUAUCAGGGAACAAAUUGUCAGGGAAAAUCCCAAGCUCCAUUGGCAACCUCACUCAAUUGGUUGAUUUGAACUUUUCUCGAAACAAUUUAGAAGGAAGCAUACCUCCAACUAUUGCUAAUUGCCAAAGUUUGCAACAAUUGGAUGUUUCACAAAAUUACCUCAGUGGAGUCAUAUCUCUGCAGGUUUUUUCUCUUUUCUCUUUGUCACUAUUACUCAAUUUAUCCUACAACUCAUUUAGUGGUGAAUUACCGGUUGAAGUGGGCAAUUUGAAAAAUAUUAAUUCUCUAGAUAUCUCUGAAAACAACUUGUUUGGUGAAAUUCCCAUAACAAUUGGAAAUAUAUUGAAUUUAGAAGAGCUCCACUUGCAAGGGAAUUCCUUUGAAGGAAUCAUACCUUCAUCAAUGGCUUAUUUGAAAGGCCUUGAACUUUUGGAUGUUUCACGAAACAACUUAUCAGGAUUUAUUCCAAAGGGUCUAGAAAAACUUUUAUUUUUAAAAUACUUGAACAUUUCGUUCAAUGAUAUUGAGGGCCCACUACCAACUGUUGGAGUUUUCAAAAAUGUAGAUGCAACAUCAAUUAUUGGAAACAAUAGGCUUUGUGGGGGUAUUCCACAAUUACAACUACCAAAAUGCCCCAAAGUUACAAAAUCAAGAAAGCCUCUUGCUUCUAGAACAAUAAUCACAAUUGUUUGUGUGGUUGCAUGUCUCCUUCUAGUUUCAUCAUUUAUUGUUCUUUACUGGAGGGAAAAAUAUAAAAAGAAACCGUCUUCUAAUGUCUCAAAGACGGAUCUCCUUCCAACAAUUUCCUACAAAAUGCUUCAUCGAGCAACUAAUGGAUUUUCUCUCAACAAUUUGAUUGGAUCUGGUAGUUUUGGAUCAGUUUACAAAGGAGUUCUUAAUCAAGAAGAAAGGUUAGUUGCAGUAAAAGUUCUAAACCUUCAAACUAAAGGAGCUACCAAGAGUUUUUUGGCGGAAUGUAAUGUCUUAAAAAAUGUUCGACACCGAAAUCUUGUGAAGAUCUUAACAUGUUGCUCCAGUAUCAAUUAUAAUGGCAAUGAAUUUAAAGCUCUUGUAUUUGAAUUUAUGACAAAUGGGAGCUUAGAUAUGUGGCUACAUCCAAUGACAGAUUGCAAAAAUCAAUCAAAAAAUUUGAGCUUUCUUCAAAGAAUAAUUAUUGCAAUUGAUGUGGCUUCUGCAUUAAAUUAUCUACACAAUCAUUGUCAGCAACAAAUCAUUCAUUGUGAUUUAAAGCCAAGCAAUAUUCUUCUUGAUAGUGAGAUGAUUGCUCAUGUAAGCGACUUUGGUUUAGCAAGACUCCUCACAAGCACUGAUGAUUCUUCCCAGAAGUGUACUAGUACAAUUGGGUUAAAAGGAUCUAUCGGCUAUGUUGCUCCAGGUAUAACCUCUCUUAUUUUAGUUUUAAAUUCUUAA
Messenger RNA from Quercus robur (English oak), 2740 nucleotides. RefSeq names its product probable LRR receptor-like serine/threonine-protein kinase At3g47570. The transcript has a single exon. The record is from RefSeq and is a predicted model, not a curated record. Lineage: Eukaryota; Viridiplantae; Streptophyta; Magnoliopsida; Fagales; Fagaceae. Gene Ontology annotation, biological process: protein phosphorylation. Gene Ontology annotation, molecular function: protein binding; ATP binding; protein kinase activity. The coding region runs from base 20 to 2740 and encodes 906 amino acids.